Molecule: messenger RNA, 945 nt
Organism: Malus domestica (apple)
Lineage: Eukaryota; Viridiplantae; Streptophyta; Magnoliopsida; Rosales; Rosaceae
Product: vacuolar iron transporter 1-like
Biological process (GO): intracellular manganese ion homeostasis
Cellular component (GO): vacuolar membrane
Molecular function (GO): iron ion transmembrane transporter activity; manganese ion transmembrane transporter activity
Source: RefSeq, a predicted model, not a curated record
UAUCUAAACGGCUUCAAAACCCUAUUUCAUUUUUUUUUAUCAAUGGCUAAUGACGGACAAAAGACCAACUUAGACCCCGAGAAGCAAGCACUGCUGAAUAAGCACACCGAGAACCACUUCACCGCCGGGGAGAUCGUCCGGGACAUCAUCAUCGGCGUAUCUGACGGUCUUACCGUGCCGUUUGCUCUCGCUGCGGGACUGUCCGGCGCCAAUGCCACGUCAUCUAUCGUCCUCACUGCUGGCAUCGCCGAAGUCGCAGCCGGUGCUAUCUCCAUGGGACUCGGCGGAUAUCUGGCUGCAAAAAGUGAAUCGGAUCACUACAUGAGGGAGCUGAGGAGAGAACAAGAAGAAAUUGUAAACGAUCCUGAUGCAGAGGCGGCAGAAGUGGAGGAGAUACUGGCGGAGUAUGGAAUAGAGGCACAAGAGUAUACACCUGUCGUGAAUGCUCUAAGGAAGAAGCCCCAAGCAUGGCUCGAUUUCAUGAUGAAGUUUGAACUGGGAUUGGAAAAGCCAGAUCCAAGGAGAGCCUUGCACAGCGCCCUCACCAUUGCCGUUGCUUACGUUUUGGGAGGAGCAGUACCCUUGCUUCCUUACGUCUUCUUUCCGAGGGCCAGGGAAGCUCUGGUUGCGUCAGUUGUCGUAACCUUGCUGGCAUUGCUGAUAUUUGGGUACGCCAAGGGCCGUUUCACCGAUAACAAACCCUUCUCGAGUGCCUUCCAGACUGCGUUCAUCGGAGCCAUAGCAUCCGCAGCCGCGUUUGGCUUGGCAAAAGCCAUCCAUCCAUGAACACAUUUGUCCUACAAAAUCAUAUACAACACCCCGUCUUUUGUUAAGAUUGUUUUACGGUCGUAUGCUUCGCUUCAUGCUUCAUGUUUGUUAAGAAUGUUUUAAAUUCGUAUGCUUCGCUUCACGCUUCAUGUUUGGAAAUUUUGAUGUUGCUCAUUA